AAAUGUUUUAAUGCUCCUCUCCAGCCCUCUGAAAUAAUGGGUGUUAAGAGAGUUGUUCAAGAGAAGUUGCCAGAAGGGGUAAAUAGCCAUGGUCUUACCUUGACAGGGUUUCUUUUCCUCCACACACUUUUCAUAGAGAAAGGGCGACUUGAGACCACAUGGACUGUCCUGAGGAAAUUCGGUUACGAUAAUGAUAUCAAACUCAGGGAUGAUCUACUUCCAGUUCCACAUAAACGGGCUCCUGAUCAGAGUGUGGAGCUGACAAAUGAAGCUGUGGAUUUUCUGAAGGGUAUCUUCACCUUGUUUGACAUUGAUGGUGAUGGGGCCUUGCAACCCGUGGAGCUUGAUGAUCUCUUUUCAACUGCACCAGAAAGUCCUUGGAAUGAAGCUCCAUAUAAGGAUGCUGCAGGGAAGACCGCACUAGAUGGGUUAUCAUUUGAUGGAUUUCUGUCCCAGCCUUUGAAGGGAGUAAAAAAAACCUUGGUAUUGCGGGAGAUUCCAGAAGAUGAAGUAAAAGGUUUGCUGUCUAAAAAGGAGUCGUUGGCAGCUUGUGACAUAGCAUUAUUUGUCCAUGAUAGUUCUGAUGAAGCUUCUUGGAGGAGAGCUAAAGAAUUACUUGUGGAUGUUGCUAGCCAUGGAGAGGAUAGUGGCUUUGAAGUGCCUUGCCUUAGUGUUGUAGCUAAAGACGACCUUGAUCCAUAUCCAACAGCUAUAGAAGAUAUUAUAAGGGUUAGCCAAGACUUGGGAAUAGAAACGCCCAUCCCAGUUAGCAUGAAGUUAUUAGAUUUUAAUAGUAUAUUCCACGAUAUUAUUAGUGUGGCAGAGCACCCACAUUUGAGUAUUCCAGAGACUGAAGCUGGCAGAAACCGCAAGCACUAUCAUCAGCUUGUUAAUCGCUCUCUCAUGUUUGUCUCAGUUGGGGCUGCAGUUGCUAUUGUUGGACUGGCUGCCUAUCGUGUUUAUGCUGCAAGGAGAAACGCCUCCAAUUAAGAAUUGAGCCUGUGGGCUGCUUGCUUCCGUUGCACAAGGCUGCUUUGAGGGGUUCCCAUCCACGAGAAUCAAUGACCUUCUUUAUGGUUUUUCUGCACACAAGGUCAUUGAUUCUCCUCCCUUAACGGUGAAGAUAAGCACCAAUUGAAUGAUAAAGGUUCAUAUCAAUGGCAACGGCAAUUUUCAAUCCGUGCAAGCUGCUAUCAAUUUUGUUCCGGAAGGGAACUCCCAGUGGAUCAUCAUCCAUGUUCGGAAAGGAGAGUACAGGUAUUUUUUCGACUACCAUACUUGAUCGAUCAAACGGUAAUUUUCAUAGCUAGGCCGGAAGGGCGUCCAUCGUUUGUUAUCAAAGCUCCACCGACAACGUCAAGUCUGCCACUCUCUGGGUGGAGGCCCCCCACUUCAUUGCCUCCAGCAUCAACUUCAAGGUUGAAGACCUCUCUCUCUCUCAGCAGUUUUCUUCCUCUCCCCUCUCUCACCGAUCUCUUUCUCCUUUUUCUCUCUCCCGCAUGAAACCUACCAUUGUUGUUGCUGCUGCUAUGACAGACGAUUUCUUCGUCGGCAUGUUGUAUCAUUGUUUUGGCUCAAGUGGUCACCACCAUUACAGCUAUAGGAAAUCUUCAUUGAAAUGAGAGAGAGCAGUUUAAAUUAUGUGGGCUUCGUGCAGAAACCAAUUGCAGGGAUGCCAACAGAGCUGCCCGUCUGUAAUCAAGUGGGAACAAUAACGGAGUUUACACCACUCCAAUCUAACAUCAUAUAUCGAAUUUCUAAAAUCGUACAAGCUACGGGCGAAUUCACUUUUUUAA
Messenger RNA from Nelumbo nucifera (sacred lotus), 1796 nucleotides. The record is from RefSeq and is a predicted model, not a curated record. Lineage: Eukaryota; Viridiplantae; Streptophyta; Magnoliopsida; Proteales; Nelumbonaceae.